AGCUGCGCUCGACGUUUCCGGACUUGAUGUGCGACGCAGCCUGCGCCUUGUGCGCCUCUCGCAUAAGGCCAUGGUGGAGUUGCUGGCAGCAAUCGGCCUCGGGGCGAAGGAGCUCUUUGCAUACAACCGCGAGAGCUAUAAGUUUGAUCAGGACCAACGGCUGGAGAGGGAGGUGCUGCGACUGGAGAUGCAGGUGAAGCGCUUCGAGCUCUUCCGAGAAGAUGUGCGAGACCUGGUGGAGUUGACCGUGGGCCGCAUGGACGUCUACCAUCUGGUGGGCGCAUUGUUUCUAGAGUUCUGCGUGACCUUCUUUUGUGAAGGGCGAGUUCAGGCCAACGCCCCUCCGUUCAUACUGGCGUUGUUCCUCCUGUCCAACGCGUGUGCAUUCGUGUACCUCCUGCUCGCCGUGUGGCUCAGUAUGCAUGCCUCCAUUGCCUCGCACAGCUUCGGAGUGCGGCUGCUGACGCGCUUCGUGCGGCUGCCCAUCCCCAGCCCUUCUCAGAUCUCAUGCCUUAGCCGCCGCCUCGCGGACUUUGAGCGCCAGGGCUUGGAGAAUGUGCUGAGGUUGCCGGUCCUCCAUGAGAGCAAUGCCUGGCAGUCUGUGGAGGCCGCCAGCAAUGCCAAAGAGCAGGAACAAGCAGGAGAUGCGACUCCCGGCGCUCCACUGGCGAAUUCGGCGGCGAAUUCGACUGCGGGACCAGCGCGGUCAGUGUCAGCGCCCUGCGCCCUGAGCCCACCAGUUCCCGGAGCUCCGGUGGCUGGCCGGGCCUUCCCCGCGGCCAAAGCCGUCGCGGCGCCGCCUUCAGAGGAGACAGAAGAAGCAGCAAGGCGGGAUCCAUUGGGCAACGGCGAGGUGCCCUUCUGCGGAGAGGAGGCAAUGCUGCGGCCAGCAGCACUGCCAGGGCUGCACGUCCAGCUCUUCCGGCGCCUUCAGGCAAAGUGGCAAUGCUAUGAUGCCUACUGCCGUGUGUGCAUGGCUUUGGGAGUCAACCAGAUCUUGCAGGGCCUCACCUAUUACGCAAUUGUGCACACUCUGGUAGAGAACAGGUCGCCCAGUUGCGGCUAUGCGCUGAUCGUGAUCUUCCAAGCUGCAGCUCUGGCUGUGGCAGUUCUAGACAUCUCUGGCCUACGCCGGAGAGCGCUAUUGGCCGUGCAGGCGGUGGGCACUUUGCCGGCGUUCUUGGCUGCGCUGGCGGUGCACAGCGCGGAGCGGAACGAAACCGGGGGCAUCGAGCCAGGGGAGGUGUACUACACAGCUCCAGCCAUGUUCUUCCUACAAGCGACUUGGCUCGAGCUGCUACUAUGGGUGGCCCAGCCCAGCCAGGACAACGCCGCAUUGCCCCGGCGCUUUCGAACUGUGCUCUUCCUGGAUGUUUUUGGGGAUGGAGUCGACCCCACCGACGCAGAGAUCCGGCCCAACUUGACUACCACAGCCUGGUCAGGUGAGGAGGAGCUCCGGGCGGAGCGCUUCGCCGGCGCGGAGGCGGCGCUGGGCGUGGCCGUGAGCGCGGUGCGGCGCUGGGAGGUAGCCCCAAGGGUGGUGAUGUCUGACCUCCAGCAAGCGGAGCUGUCGCGCCUUCGAGUGGAGCUGCAAAUUUGGCGCCGGGCCUUGAAAGGAGAGCUCGCGUGGCGAGCAGCUGCCAGGGGCGUGCCGCACGAGGCAGACCUGGUGGCGGAGGAUUCGAUCAGGCCCUGGGGCGAGCUCUCAAGCGAGCAGGAAGAUCCUUUCGAGGGCUGCCUGAUCGGGCCCUUCGAGCACGACAUGGGCUAUGAGGCCUCCACCUACUUCUUCGACCCGGAGAAGAUCACCUACGUCUGGGAGUCACCAGGCAGCCGCCCGGUGCUGUCCUUGGCUGCCGCGAGCGCCGCCAUCCGGGGCCUCGAGGCGGCCAUGCGCCUGCUGCUCGCAAUGUCGGAGACGGUUGCAGAGGAGGAGGUGGAGACGCGUCAACAGGAUGACCUCGACUUCAUGCUCCGAGGUGUCCUGGCGGUGCCUCGGCGCAUCUGGCACUUCUUCCAGACAAGGCUGGCAGCGGCCCGGGUGGUGGCAGCGGAUGCGGCCGGCAUUGAGCUGUCGGAACCUCUGGUGCAGCGACAGAAUUCCGGUGGCUCUGACUCAGGCCCAAGCAUAGCUGGGCCACAUGCGAAGCACUUCGUGCCGGAACGCCUUCCUUGGCAGGUGCUGCGCAAUGUCACUCGCGUCUUGCAGUUUGCCUGGUGCUUUACAGGAAGCAUGGCGGUGUUGCGGGAGCUCGGCAUUUACAGGAUCGACUUUCAGCAACACCCCGGCAAAGAGCGACGCCUCACGCCAGCACCCCGCUGCGAGGUGGAGGCAAAACUUAGCUUGAGCGGGGCGCUUGAGCAGAUCAACUUCCAAGAGCUCGAGGUGUCUUGGCCCCACGGGAGCUUCUUCGAGGCGGAGGUGAUUUCAUGGCUGGAGACCGAGGAGCCAUCUUCAAGCUCUGGUGACUCAGGUGCUCUCUUGCUGGGCAGCUCCUUUGCCAACUACCGGGGGCAUCCAGGCGCUCGGCCUCUUCAGCUGGAGGAAUUGUCCGCUCACCUCAGCCCUGGGGUGGUUGCCAUCAAUGCAGGCGGCGGAGUGCGUUUUUUGGCGUCCAAGGAGGCGAUGCUGUGGUUCUGGCCCUUUCACGAGGCAUCCUCUCAUUGCAGAGGCGCCGAUGUGGGACGAUCCCUGGGCGUGAGCGGCAAUGCUCCACCCUGGAGGUCGAUGUCUGGGGCGGUGCUGCCAUGCGGCAUGCUGGGACCAAGCGAGGCGUGGUGCCUGGCGCUGGCUGGCUGGGACGGAAGUCGGCUCCUCAUGGCGAGUGCAGCCAUGGAGGAUCUUUGCACUCUGCCCAGUGAGCCGGUGAGGCCGAGAUACGCCGUCCCCUUGCAGGAGGGACCCAGCCCUGUGGCGCUCAGCCUCACGAGGCGCGGCCCCAGGCUGCAGCUUCUGUGCCUCUUUGCGGAUGCAACGAUGCAAGCUUGGGACCUCUUGCAGAAGAAGGCGCUGUGGCGCGCCAGAGCAGCUUGGCCCACGGAUUUGGGGGACUUCCAGGACAUCAGCCGCCGCUUGGAUCCAUCGGACAACGCCCGUGGCGAAGGCUCGAUCCCUGGCGGAGGACGUGGCAAAGUCGGAGGUGUACAUCGUGGGGUUUGGACGGACCAACGGCUCGCGGCUUCUUAAAGCGAGGUUGCUGACGGGCCCUGGCGCCGGCUGAGGAGCAGCGCUGUGUACAAAGACCGGCUCGAAACUGGGCCGCGCAAGGGGAAGCUAUGCUGGCGAGAGAGCUU
Molecule: messenger RNA, 3294 nt
Organism: Effrenium voratum
Lineage: Eukaryota; Dinophyceae; Suessiales; Symbiodiniaceae
Source: the annotation of a GenBank genome assembly